Molecule: messenger RNA, 2396 nt
Organism: Lepidothrix coronata (blue-crowned manakin)
Lineage: Eukaryota; Metazoa; Chordata; Aves; Passeriformes; Pipridae
Gene: IL2RG
Product: interleukin 2 receptor subunit gamma
Exons: 9
Coding region: 451-1662 (403 amino acids)
Biological process (GO): cytokine-mediated signaling pathway
Cellular component (GO): membrane; external side of plasma membrane
Molecular function (GO): cytokine receptor activity; protein binding
Source: RefSeq, a predicted model, not a curated record
GGGCUGCAGAUUGGGAUCCCCUCAGCUGUCCCGCUCUUGGGGACAGCCCCGUGGGGUGAUCCCUGCGGCAAGGCGGAGCGAACCACGGGGACAUGGCAGAAGGAAACGGGAAUCCCAGAGGGAUGGGCCGUCUGGUUCCAGUGGGAUCUGUGGGAUCCCACUGGGGUGAGCCAUGGGGUCCCAGUGGGAUGAGCCGUGGGAUUGCAGUGGGAUCUGUGGGAUCCCACUGGGGUGAGCCGUGGGUUCCCAGUGGUAUGAGCCGUGGGGUCCAAGUGGGAUGAGCCAUGGGCCCCCCCUGGGGUGAGCUGUGGUCCCCAUCAGAGUGGCCCUGGAGCAGCACAUGGGGUGGGCCCCUCGGUGCAGGCGGUGCGUGGGGCAGGAAGCGAGGGCGGAAGCCACAGCCCUGCAUGGGGCUGUUCGCAUGCGCCCCAUGGCCAGCCCCACCCCACCAUGGCAGCUCUUGCCACCUUCCUGGUGCCUGUCCUCCUCCUCCUCCUCUGUGGGCCGGACCCCUGCCCUGCUGCUGCCCACAGCCAGCCAGUCCCUCUGUAUCCCUGGACCUCCUGGGCUGCUGGGAAGAUGUCCUUCAUCUUCAUGUGUGGAAACAGCCAGAGCGCAGCCUGUUUGCUGCAUUGUGUUACACUACAGCUCCGAAAAGCCUGGCUCUGGCUUUUUCCUGCUCCUGCAGUUCUGGCUGAGGUGAAGUGUGUCCUCUUCAACGAGGAGUACAUGAACUGCACGUGGGGGAGCAGAGAGACACUCAAGGCCAACUACUCCCUCUACUACUGGUACAGGAACACAUCCAACAAGGUGGAGUGCAAGCAUUACCGGCAGGACCAGGACAUCAGAGUCGGCUGCCACUUCAACCAGAACGAGAUCAUCCAGUUCCAGCCUUUCCACGUCCUUCUCAAAGCCAGCAUGGGCGGCAGCACCCUGGAGAUCAGCAAGCGCAUGGAGCUGCAGGACCUGGUGAAACCAGAUGCGCCCGUCAACCUGACCAUCCACAACAUGAGCAACAACCAGCUGCAGCUGACCUGGGCCACCACAUACCCCAAAGCCAAGUGCCUGGAGCACGCCGUGAAGUACAAGAGCAACAAGGACACCGACUGGAUGGAGAUCUCGGUGAAUGGAGAUGUCUUCUCCUUACCCAGCGUGGACUACAAGAAGUUCUACACCUUCUAUGUGCGCAGCAAGGUCAACAAAUACUGCGGCAGGACCCAGCUCUGGAGCGAGUGGAGCGUUCCCGUGGUCUGGGGCAGCAACUCCACCAGCAAGAGCACAGUCCACUGGUUCUGGAUCCACACAGUCUUGAUCCCCAUUGCCUCCUGCGUGAUCUUGCUGGUCCUUGUCAUCCUGCUGGUGCGCAUGGAAAGGGUAUGGGUCAUCCUAAUGCCCCGAAUUCCCAACCCCAGCAAGAAUUUCGAUGAGCUCUUCAUCACCCACAACGGCAACUUCCAGGAAUGGGCUGGAGUCCCCAAGGAUGUUGUGGAGAGCUUCAAGCCCAACUACAGCGAGAACAUCUGUUAUGUGAGUGAGCUGCCACCCAAGGACAGCUACGAUCCCCUCUGGGAGAGCAGCAACCCCCCACCGUCUGUGAUGCCUUCGGCCUCACCUGCCCCCGGCGAGCACAGCCCCUACAAGAACAGCUAUGGGAGAGUGUGACACACUCCUGCACCCCCCACGCUGCACAGCUUUGCUGCCAAAACCUCACUGCUCUGCAGGCCCUGCUCCCUGCUCCUGCCAUGCCUCCCCCAGCUGCCCCUGGUUUUGCUUCCUGCCAUGGCCACACUCAGCCCCCCAUGACACAGGGGCUGCACUGCACUGCAGGUGCUGGGGGAGCACGGUGUGCUGGGUGCCCUGGGGGCUGCACUGGGGGCACUGGUGGUGCACUGGUGCCCACAAGCACACCCAGGGACGUGUCCUGGCAAGCAGGCAGGGGCCACUGGCAAACUGAUGGGGACAUGGGGGAUGAGGAGUGCCAGGGAGAACAAGAGUGGAAAAAUAAUGGAAGACACCUGAAGAGUAUUGUAAACAUGUUCAAGUGACUUGCAGCUGGGUGUAGAAAAACAUAUAUACCAUACUCUUAGAUGUUUAGCCUUGUGUGUUUGGCAAGUAGAACUUCUGUGUUUAGAUAACACAGGCUUGUGAUAGACUUAGUGGCACCUUAUUUAACAUGCUUGAGAUUCCUGCCCUGCUAUGGGAAAGAUCAAAUCACAGUGGUAAACCAGGACUGCACAAAUCCUUGAUAAACAGGCAAAAACAGCAGGUUCAGUGAUUCUCCAGCACAGGCCAAGCUCCACAGUACCUGCAUCCCUGCUUGUCUGCCUCUGCCCAGGUGCUGCUUGGGGGAUCCUCCAGUCCUCAAGAUAAUGAAAAUAAAUUUCCUCUUUGCCUUU